GAAUGUGAGUCUGGUAACGAUUAUAAUGAUCAGUUUAUGGGUAUCAGAAUUUCCUCAAUUUUUGUCAUUCUCGUCACUUCCACUUUUGCUGCCUUGUUUCCCGUUCUUUCUUCUAGAUACUCCUUUAUCAAAUUACCAAGCUGGUGUUUCUUCAUCUGCAAGUAUUUCGGUACUGGUGUAAUAUUGGCAACAACUUUCAUCCACUUAUUAACUCCUGCUGUGGAAUACUUGGGCCACGAAUGUCUCGGUGGUACUUUUGCUGAAUACCCAUGGGCCUUUGCCAUCACUUUCAUGACUCUCGUCAUCCUUUUUUUCAUUGAAAUGGUUAUCUACCACUACAUUAAAAACUUUUCAAAUUCUUCUUCAGCCCCUGUUUCUCAACCUCUAAUUGAAUCAAACCAAGACUCAAUCGAUGAAGACAAAAAAGUCUCUCUUGAUAAGGACUUGGAAAAUUCAAAAAUCGACCCAACUGACUUGGGCUCUUUUACUGGUCAAUUAAUCAGUAUCUUUGUUUUGGAAUUUGGUAUUAUCUUCCACUCUGUCUUUGUUGGUUUGGCUUUGGCCGUUUCUGGCGAUGAAUUCAAAACUUUGUAUGUUGUUAUUGUCUUCCAUCAAGUGUUUGAAGGUCUUGGUUUAGGUGCAAGAAUUGCCAUCACUGACUGGCCAAAGGAAAAAAGAUUUACUCCAUAUGUCUUAGCUCUUGGUUAUGGUCUUUCAACCCCAAUUUCUAUUGCUAUUGGUUUAGGUGUCAGAAACUCUUAUUCUCCAGGCUCAAGAACUGCUUUGAUUACAAAUGGUAUCUUUGACAGUAUUUCUGCUGGUAUCUUAUUAUAUACCUCCAUUGUUGAAUUAAUGGCCCACGAAUUAUUAUUCACAGAAGAAUUUGACAAUAAACCAGAAGACGCUUCCCAUAAAGGUACAAAGAAAAUGUUUGCUGCUUAUGGUUUACUUUGCCUUGGUGGUCUCUUAAUGGCUUUACUUGGUAAAUGGGCUUGA
Molecule: messenger RNA, 996 nt
Organism: Ascoidea rubescens DSM 1968
Lineage: Eukaryota; Fungi; Ascomycota; Saccharomycetes; Ascoideales; Ascoideaceae
Gene: ZRT2
Product: low-affinity Zn(2+) transporter ZRT2
Exons: 1
Biological process (GO): zinc ion import across plasma membrane
Cellular component (GO): plasma membrane
Molecular function (GO): low-affinity zinc ion transmembrane transporter activity
Source: RefSeq, a predicted model, not a curated record